Molecule: messenger RNA, 5573 nt
Organism: Pangasianodon hypophthalmus (striped catfish)
Lineage: Eukaryota; Metazoa; Chordata; Actinopteri; Siluriformes; Pangasiidae
Product: probable E3 ubiquitin-protein ligase HERC3
Exons: 25
Coding region: 254-3388 (1044 amino acids)
Molecular function (GO): ubiquitin-protein transferase activity
Source: RefSeq, a predicted model, not a curated record
GUGCUUCAUAUAUAGUGAACCUAUGUAGGGUGGAAGGCUGUAUUUGGGACGAGACCUUAGCUGUAACGUCCUUGUUAUUAUCAUAACAUACGGAGAAGCAGAAAAUAACCUGCUAUAAGUGAAAGGGGUAUGUACCUUUCAAGGCUCGUCAUCCACUCGAAGGGGAGAAGGCUGGGCCACAUAGCCUAAGGCUCCACCGCCCUCUGUCUCUCCUGUUUCUCCUUUGUACCCAUCUCUCGGUGUGUGAGCCGUGAUGCUGUGCUGGGGCAGUUCAGCUUGGGGUCAGUUGGGCCUCGCUGUAUCCGAGGCCGCUGUGUUUGAGCCGCGGAGCUGCUGCGUGUUCGAUGGCAGAGGGCUGAAAGAGGCGGCAUGCGGCGGGCAGCACUCGCUCUUCCUAAUGCAUGAUGGGAGUGUUUACACAUGUGGCUCCAACAGUCACGGGCAGCUGGGCCACGAGAAGCCUGGACUCAAGCCUGAGCUGGUUGGGGCGCUGGACGCUCAGAAGAUUGCAGGUGUGGCGUGUGGGCAGGCCCACUCUCUGGCACUGAGCGAGCAGGGCCAGGUGUUUGCGUGGGGCGCAGGCGAGUGGGGGCAGCUCGGUCUCGGCACUGCAGAGGAAGCUGUCCGAGUUCCCCGAUUGAUUAAGAAGUUGUGUGAUCAUCAGAUCUCACAAGUCAUGUGUGGCAACCAGCACUGUAUCGCACUUUCUAAAGAUGGUCAGUUGUUCACGUGGGGUCAGAACUCGAGCGGUCAGCUGGGUUUGGGGAAAGGUGAGCCGAGCUCUCUGUCUCCUCAGCCUCUCAAGUCUCUGUGUGGGAUCCCACUGGCUCAGAUCAGCGCUGGAGGAGACCACAGCUUCGCCCUGUCUCUCUCUGGAGCCGUGUUCGGCUGGGGCAGGAACAGCGCCGGGCAGCUGGGCCUCAAUGAUGAGCAAGAUCGGGCUGUUCCCUGCCAUAUUAAAUUCUUGCGCUCACAGAAAGUGGUCUACAUCAGCUGCGGGGAGGAACACACUGCCGCUCUGACCAAGGAUGGAGGUCUGUUUAUGUUUGGAAAUGGGUCGAGAGGACAGCUGGGGCACGGCUCCACCAACAACGAGCCUCUGCCACGCAGGGUUUUGGAGCUCAUGGGCACCGAGGUGUCCCAGAUCGCCUGUGGCAGACACCACACGCUGGCGUUUGUGCCCUCCACCGGCUCGGUGUAUGCGUUUGGCUGUAAUGCUCAGGGCCAGCUCGGCUUAGGGACCAGAGGAAACGCCAUGAUCCCCCUACCAGUCCGAAACAUCCAGCCUCCUUUUCUCACCAACACACAAACAGGCACGGAUCAGUACAGCAUCAGCAGGAUUCACUGCGGAGGCGACCACAGCUUUCUGUUGCUGUCACAUGGCAAGAGUUGCCCGGAUGACUUCCGCGUUAUCAACACAUCGAAAAGCAUCUCCCUGAUUAAUAAGGAGAGUCUAAACAGUUGGAGGCUGAAGCUCCUGGACAGUACUGACUCCAGCAUCACAAAUGACAUCAUUCUGCUGUUGUCCUCGACCGCAUGUUGGAACGCCAGCUUCCUGGACCAGAGUGAUGAUGGUCAUUUUAAAACCAACCCCAAAGUCCCCGGAAUCGACCUCAACUCAGUCAGGCUGCUGUUCGAGAUCCUGAUGAAGCCAGCCUACUCACGGCUGCUGGAGCAGACCACGAAGAGCUUCGAGAGUUUGCUGAUCCCUCAGCUACCCUGCUCUCCUCCUGACGUAGAGGCCAUGCGCAUCUACCUGAUCCUCUCCGAGUGUCCGGCUCUGCACGACUCCAAAAACUACAUCUCCCUCACCAUUCCACUCGCCAUGGCUAUCCUCCGGCUGGACGCCAACCCCAGCAAAGUGCUCGAUAACUGGUGGUCACUGCUGGACAGUGAGGUCUUCUCCAGGUUGGUAGAGAUGUAUAAGAGCAUUGUGGUGUUCCUGCUCACCGGUGGCAAGGCCCUCCUUAUUCCUGUGUUUCUGGAGAGCUACAUUAGUGCUACGCUGAAACUGCUGGAGAAACUACACAAGGUGAACCAGAAAGCCCACCAUGUGGAGUACAACUGCUUCUACAUCCCCGACAUCACCAGCCUGGUGGACAUCCAGGAAGACUACCUCAAAUGGUUCCUAAGCAAAGCUGAGAUUAAAAUGCAGUCUCCUCCAGUACAGAAUUCAGUUACGUUAUGUGCCUAUCCGUUCAUAUUGAACGCUCAAGCUAAGGCAACCAUGUUGCAGACAGAUGCUGAACUGCAGAUGCAGAUGGCAGUGAGAGGGGCCAACCUGCACAACAUGUUCAUGCUGUUAACCCUGGAACCUUUGCUGGUACAAAACCCGUUUCUAGUCCUGCACGUGCGGAGGGAUCACCUGGUCAGCGACGCGCUGCGUGAGCUCACCAUCUAUAAUGAUGUGGACUUGAAGAAGCCCCUAAAGGUGAUUUUUGAUAGAGAGGAGGCAGUGGAUGCAGGAGGAGUCACUAAAGAGUUCUUCUUACUACUGCUGAAAGAGCUGAUGGAUCCAGUCUAUGGCAUGUUCACCCACUACCCAGAAUCCAACCUGCUCUGGUUCUCUGAUAAAUGUUUUGUUGAACACAACUGGUUCCACUUGAUUGGGAUCGUCUGUGGCCUGGCUAUCUACAACUCCACCGUGGUGGACCUGCACUUCCCUCUCGUGCUCUACAAGAAGCUUCUAGAUGUUUGUCCUGUGCUGGAUGACCUGAAGGAGCUGUCCCCUACUGAGGGCAGGAGUCUCCAGCAGCUGUUGGACUAUGAGGAGGAUGACAUAGAGGACACCUUCUGUCUCAACUUUGCUAUUAGCCGGGAGUAUUAUGGGGUAACAGAGGUGAAGGAGCUCGUCCCUGGAGGAGAGAACAAAACAGUGGAUAAGUCCAACAGAGAGGAGUUCGUGCAGGCCUAUCUGCACUACGUGUUCAGUGAGUCAGUACGAGAGCUCUACUCUGCGUUUGCCAGCGGGUUCCUGAAGGUGUGUGGUGGCCGGAUCCUCUCUCUGUUCCAGCCCUCUGAGCUCAUGGCCAUGGUGGUGGGCAACAGCAGCUACAACUGGGAGGAGCUAGAGAAGAAUGCGAGCUACAAAGGCGAGUUCUCGGCCUCCCAUCCUACAGUGCGGAUGUUUUGGGAGGUGUUCCACGAGUUUCCCUUGGAGAAAAAGAAACAGUUCUUACUGUUCCUCACAGGCAGUGACCGGAUCCCCAUCCACGGCAUGUCCAGCCUGCACAUCAUCAUCCAGUCCACGUCGGCAGAGGAGCACUUCCUGCCCGUCGCUCACACCUGCUACAACCUGCUAGACCUGCCGUGCUACAGGAGCAAAGAGACGCUGCGCUCGAGGCUCACAUGCGCCAUCGAGCAGUACGAAGGCUUCAGCCUGGAGUGAGAACCCACCGCUCUUUCACACACACUCGCACUUUGACCGCGGACGGAUGACGUCCGAUCUCCCAUGCAGAGCGGCUCUGACAGUGUGAGUAGGACCGUGCACAGACAGUGAACUCUGCUGAACUCUGAGUGGAAUAAAUCUUUUAUCUGAUUUUGUUUGGGUUUUUUUUUUUUUUUUUUUUUUUUUUGGAGUGUUAGUGCAAGAAUUCCUGACGUGCACAUUGUUAUUCGGAGCGCUUUUUGCUUUCCUGUUCCUUUCUGAGUUCUGGGAUCAGUGUCAGGAUCAUGUACGGUAGAAAAAUCUGCCGUUCUACGCCGAGACAGGAAAUGUUUUUGGUCGGUUUGGAGUCACACCCGGGCGCUUGUUUCUUUGGGUGUUUUUUUGCCGACUUUUUUUUUUUUUUUUGCUUUUGCGCUUGGUGAGAAAGAAAGAACUUGGUAUAAAAACAGACACAAGUCCUUGUCCUCUGAGCUUUUGACUAGAGAUGUCCAGACCUGCUGCUGAAGUGAUGGAGGACGGAACAAGCCAUUAUCCAGACAUGAAAGCCUAUUAAUCCUCUCUGCUUAUUCGUAACUCGACCAGUGAAUUCGUGCGAGUCCAUUUACAACUUUGCCUUUAAUACGAGCCUCUAGUGAGGAAUGCUUACAGCUUUCGUUUAUUCUCCUUUUCCCGCUUUAGCGUGCAUGCAAGUGUGACGUCCAGAGUGAAAGCUGAGCCUGCUAAUGACUGUUUAGUGCCACAAUAAAUAUGUAUACGGUAAACCUGAAAAUGUUAUUUAUGGUUGAAAAAAAAAAAUAGCUGAGGAUUUGAAAGCCACAGACGACCGCUGUAACUGACGGAGAUUUUUUUUCUGUUCGAGGGAGGAGAGCCAGCAAUAACUGGGUGAUGUGUGUAAAUGAUUUUGAUUUGAACGUCGGCCUAUGCACAACCAUGAAUCUGUGGAAUGAGCGGAGCUGAACGCUGGUCCUGUGCAUGUCCCGAGUCCAGGGCGGAGAUUCCUGCUCUAACACUCCUGAUUUAAACCCAGCAGUUAAAGGUGGGGUCAGUGAUUUUGUCAGUAAUAGUUUGCUGUUUCCCUUAAUAUAAAAUAUCUGUUUCUAUGGACCACCAACACACAAUCAGUCAGGACAAGGAGGUGUCUCUACUUACAUGAUGAUUGUCUUUUCGAAUGUUCUGCCGCUUGCACUACUUUUCAGGCAUUCGAGCAUAAGCAACACAUGUUGGUGUUUUUUAUUUUGUCGUUUUUUUUUUUUUUUAAAUCAUAAUCACUGACUGUACCUUUAAUGUCAUGAGCUGUGUCUCAUACUCUGUACUUUUCAUAUUUUUCAAGUGAUGCUGGAAAAUUCAGCCAGACUUCGUCAUUUAUAAACACGUGGAUGAUGAAAUAACACCACAAAGAAAGAAAGUGUUGUGCGCAGGACACUUUUUGCACUCUCAGGUCACAGUCUACUUUAUGUAGUGGAAGGGGCGGGGCUACCAGAGGAUGUACAGCUUGAAUUUAGCUAAAUAGAUGACACAAAAAUGAAUCAAAUUACUAGAUUUUAAAAUGGGAGGAUCUUCCAGUGGAAAUAUCCUGAGAUUGCCAAGUGACUGGCAUCUCUGGGUCAACAGGGGCGGAGCUUAAAUUAAAUUUGAGCAGCCAUUUACAAAUUCAUUCAUAUUACACCUACAUUAGCAUUCCUGUUUUACUUCUGUGGCUUUACAGAUUAGCAAAAUACGCAAUAUUGUAGUUUAACAAGCAUGAACACUCUGCCUAGUAUACUUGGCUAUUGGCUUUAAUAGCAGAUAUAAUAUUUAGUUUGUUAACUUUAUUAAUAGUUUAGCAAACAUUAGCUAGCUUCCGGAUGAACUUGGAUAGCCACUUACCAUCACAUAGAUGCUGCUAGAUAGUUAAUGUUAACAUUAGCUAAACUAUUAUAUUGUGCAAUUAAAACCAGAAUUUUAUGCUAAGGAGUCCGCUAUGUCAAAUUAUCAAAAAGUGAAAACAACAGCAACUUUGUGAUUUGCUGCUCAGUGUUAAAUGAAGCUCUGCCCUCAUUACUCUAGGUAUUUUUAACAAAACGAUGGACAAAUCAGGACGUUGUAGGUUGUCGGUGUUGGAGCAGGAAGUCGCUGUACCGCGCUGGACUGGAGGCGUACAGCACCAAUGUGGUGCGCUCUUAUCUAAAUCUGUUCAUGUUUUUUU